Messenger RNA from Brassicogethes aeneus, 644 nucleotides. Lineage: Eukaryota; Metazoa; Arthropoda; Insecta; Coleoptera; Nitidulidae. The record is from the annotation of a GenBank genome assembly.
AUGGUAUUAGUACGAGCUUUAUUUUUGGCCGGCGCGUUUGCGUUUAUUACCGCAAAGGAAGUUAAAGUGACAAUAUUUUACGAAUCGUUAUGCCCAUACAGCAUUGAGUAUUUGGUCAAACAAGCCAUUCCAGGUUAUAAAACACUUAGCAAUAAUAUCAAAUUGGAUCUAGUUCCAUAUGGAAACGCUAAGACUGUAAACAAAUCUGGAACCUUGGAAUUCAUUUGUCAGCAUGGUGAGGGUGAAUGCAAAGGAAACCGCUACCAUGGAUGCGUUUUGGACUUGAAUCCAAUUGACAAAGCUUCAUCUUAUAUUGCUUGUGAUUUAGCUGCUGAUGAUCCGUCAGAUGAUAAGGCAUUAAAACAAUGUGCAAAUGAGACAGACAUAUCCUGGACUGACCUUAAAAAAUGCGUGGACAGCGGAAAAGCCGAUGAAAUAAUGGCUAAAUAUGGCGAAAGAACAAACUCGGCCAGACCACCAAUUCCAGGUGUGCCAACCACUUUUUUCAACGACGUUUAUGAUGAAGAAUUAAGUGACGAUGCAUAUACUUCUUUUGUAACUGUUGUUUGUAGUUUUCUUGACAACGAGCCUGCAGCAUGUAAUAGUUUUUAGGUUGUGAAUAAAUAUUUGUUUACCUAUAUAAA